AUGUCUCAGACAACUGAACCUAGUGACACACAACGGCUUGUUCCACAAUUAAACUCAACGACUACCAAUGGAAAUUCUACAAGUAGUGAAGAUGAUAAGAGAACUAAAUCGUCUUUAGCAAAGCAUGAAAGUGAAACAGGACACAAAAUCGAUUGGAAAAACUUUGAUCUAGGGUUGCGCGUGCAAAUAACAUUUUUAUUUACAAAAAAUAUUGAAUGUGAAGCUGAAGAUUUUGUGGAUGGUGUAACUGAACAUUGGAAAGUCGAAGAAGAUCUUCUUUUGAGUGCAGCUUUAGAUGAAUACAUUAACGAACAUGGCAAUGAAAUAUUGAACCAAACAUGCGAAAAAUACAAGUCAAAACUUCCAUAUUUAUCAAAACACACAAAUUUAGCAUCGCAAAUCGAAAGUAUAUCAUCACAAGAAGAUUUAUUAUCGUUUACCACGAAUGAAUGUGAAUAUUUAGUCGGAUUACUAGAAGUCAACGAAGAACCUGAACCAAAUGCACAGGGAGAAGAUGAUAAGUGGAAAACACUAUUAAUGUUGGAUUAUAGAAGGAAACAAAUUAAUUAUGUAGUUGCUUACAAUCAACAAUUAAUCGCAAUUAAUCGACGAUUAUUACAAGAAAAGAAAAAUCACCAGGAUCGCUGA
This is a messenger RNA of Didymodactylos carnosus, 648 nucleotides long. Lineage: Eukaryota; Metazoa; Rotifera; Eurotatoria; Philodinida; Philodinidae. The record is from the annotation of a GenBank genome assembly.